Molecule: messenger RNA, 2559 nt
Organism: Drosophila busckii
Lineage: Eukaryota; Metazoa; Arthropoda; Insecta; Diptera; Drosophilidae
Product: homeobox protein caupolican
Exons: 5
Coding region: 269-2350 (693 amino acids)
Biological process (GO): regulation of transcription by RNA polymerase II; neuron differentiation; cell development
Cellular component (GO): nucleus
Molecular function (GO): RNA polymerase II cis-regulatory region sequence-specific DNA binding; DNA-binding transcription factor activity, RNA polymerase II-specific
Source: RefSeq, a predicted model, not a curated record
CAAGAACAAGAGAAACAACAAUUGCACAGCAGCCAACAAACCAACAACAGCGAAAGCGAACAACAAAAGCGCCCUGAGUGCUUAGUCGCGCUCGAAUCGAGCACGCACGCCACCCGGCAGCCCCACCAUCCAGCACCCAACCCCUUAGUCCGUCAGCAUCCCGUAGCAUCAGAAUCAACAUCCUCGCAGGGCGCGGACGCCCCACGGUGAGCUCUCACAUUCGUGACCUGCCUUUAGCACAUCGGCGGCGACAAAGGCGAAAGUGACGAUGGCUGCAUAUGCGCAGUUUGGAUAUGGAUACCCGUCGGCAAAUCAGGUACAUGAGGGAACGUCGGCUGCGGCUUCGGCAUCGGCAUCGGCAUCGGCUGGGGGUAGUCAGAGUGGUCUUGUUGGAACAUCGGGUUCAGUGCCUUCGCCCUUAUCUGGCACAAAUGACGCUUCACUCAGCCCCUCGGCUGGCUCGACUACAACAGCAACAGGCAUAACAGGCCCCGUUAGUCCAGGUGCAAUUUCGCAAUCAUCCAACAAUGCGGGCCCGACAGUCUCUGCCAUAUCACCAGCGGAUGCAGAUGCAGUAAGGAGCGAUGUUAUGACAGGCGCCGCAGAAACGGAUGCCGAACGUGCCGGCAUAGCUAUUCAAAGCCGAAUUGAUAGUUCAAUGCCGUGCUGUGAAAACGGACGCCUGAUUAUCACGGAUCCCGUCUCGGGACACACUGUUUGCUCGUGUCAGUAUGAUUCGGGGCGCCUGUCGCUUGGUGGAUAUUCCCGGAUAUCGAUACCGCCAGCUGGAGUGGGUGUGUAUGGAGGACCUUACCCCUCCAAUGAGCAAAAUCCUUACCCGAGCAUUGGUGUGGACAAUUCGGCCUUCUAUACGCCUCUGAACAAUCCAUAUGGCAUUAAGGACACCAGCUCCACUUCCGAUAUAAGCGCGUGGGGUCCAGCUGGCCUGCAAUCGACCAGCGGCUAUUAUUCCUAUGAUCCGACUUUGGCCGCUUAUGGUUAUGGGUCUAACUAUGAUCUAGCUUCGCGACGAAAGAACGCCACACGAGAGUCAACGGCAACCUUAAAGGCGUGGCUGAAUGAGCACAAGAAGAACCCAUAUCCGACCAAAGGCGAAAAAAUUAUGCUGGCCAUUAUAACAAAGAUGACACUUACGCAGGUCUCAACGUGGUUCGCGAAUGCUCGGCGUCGACUGAAAAAAGAAAACAAGAUGACAUGGGAACCAAAGAACAAAACGGAAGAUGAUGACGACGCAUUAAUGUCAGAAGACGAAAAGGAAAAAGAAUCUGUUGAAGGUACAAAGCUACUAGACAGCGACACAUUCGAUACAAAAAAUCAUCGAAUUAAGUCUGAGCUUGCAAAGACAGAAAGAGAUCUGGAUAUUGAGGAUAAGAUCGACGCUGAGCCGCAGAAUUUACUUGCCAUGCGAGGUCUAACACCAUAUGGUACUCCCGGCUUCAGUCCACACCCGGCACACGCAUACAGUCCCUAUGCACACACGCAUAACCAACAGAACAAUCAGCACCAACAUCACAAUCCGCAUCCGCACCCGCACCCGCACCCGCACCCGCAUCCCCACUCGCAGCAACAGCAACAUCAUGCCCAACAGGAGCAGCAGCAUCAACCUGCCACACCCGCAUAUUAUAAUCCUGGCUACGGUCAGAGUCAUGCCCCAGGGGCUGAAAGUGGAAGCGAUUAUGGCCUUCAAAAAAACCAGCUGAGCAGAGACUGUGGCAUACCAGUUCCGGCGUGCAAGCCGAAGAUCUGGAGUGUGGCCGACACAGCCGCCUGCAAGACACCACCGCCAUUGGCAUAUCUCGGCCAGAAUUCGUUCUAUCCACAAGUACAGCUGCCAGAUCCGUUGGCUCAUCUGAGUACGGAACAGCAGGCCUCGCAGUCAAGCAGCAUGACUAUGGGGCCUCAAGUCGAGCUCGGUUCGCCGCUGAGUAUGAUGAGCAACUACGCCGCCGCAUCGCCAUAUUCGCGAAUACCUACAGUGUACACCGAGGCCAUGGGGAUACAUAUCGGAGCAAGAUCGACCAACCCCAAGAGCCCUAUCAAUAUGCACCGAGACAUGAGCCAGUCUUAUCCUCAUCAGCAGAGAGUGGGGUUUUCCGAGAUCCAGCCGGACACCCCGCCGCAGACACCCCCAAAUAUGAAGGUGAACGGCCAGAGCAAUCCCAGCACUACCAGUACCAUCAGUACCAGCAGCACCUCUGCGCUACACUGCAGCCCCACCGGAGUACCAAUGACUUCGAUGGCUUCAAUGCUCUACAACAGUCAUCUGUACGCAAAUAUUAGUAAUAGCAAUAGCAAUAGCUACAUAACAAGCGGUCGAUCUAAUUCAUAAGGACUUUGACGGAUUUGGAUGCCCUUCUACUAUGUAUCUAUUUCCAUGUAGAUGCCGAUACCAAAUAUUUUAAGGAAACAGGCCUAAGCGGACUAGUGCAAACAUCGUUGACAUUGCACGGAUGUAUCAGCGAUAGCGAUAAUCACACUAAUUAUUAUGCAAUAAAUGUAUUUUAAGUACGGCAAUAAAACUUUAUUUCUUACUCUUUA